Molecule: messenger RNA, 2394 nt
Organism: Hemiscyllium ocellatum (epaulette shark)
Lineage: Eukaryota; Metazoa; Chordata; Chondrichthyes; Orectolobiformes; Hemiscylliidae
Product: NXPE family member 3-like
Exons: 8
Coding region: 1-2394 (797 amino acids)
Source: RefSeq, a predicted model, not a curated record
AUGAACGUGAAGACGAAGGCCAUCGAGAAAUCUCCAUUUCCUUCGAAGAAGGAGUUGCUUCCAUUUUUGGGAUUAAGUGAUGAUUCAACCAGGAGUUUAUCCAAACUUCAGCAGUAUGGUGCCACCAUUAACAGAUUCACUGAAAAACACAAAAUGUUGGUGGAUGGAACAAUGCCAGGAGGUCUGAAAACAUUGGAUCUUGGUAAUCCUAUCAAGAUUGGUCCUCAUCUUGCAGUGAACGUGGAGAACAACAUUGUGGUAGAAUUUCACCCUCAUGGUCUUCCCAUCCAAUUCCGCACCUUUCCAAAACACCUGCGUUAUGCUUCAAAUGUACUGGAUGAAAUUAGAGGAGGAGGAAACACAGUUAUAGCCAUUACCUUAACGGCCCAUUUCACCCCUUUUCCUGUCGAAGUCUAUAUUCGGAGAAUACAGAAUAUCAGGAGAUCAAUUCUACAGUUACUCGACAGGAGCCCGGAUAUACUGAUUGUAAUAAAGACAGCCAAUGUCCAGGAACAGCCCCCACACAUCAUUAACUCUGCCAGUGACUGGUACGCUUAUCAGUUUGAUUCAGUGAUGAGGAAGAUGUUCACAGGCAUCAACGUGUAUGAUAAAACUGCAAUUGUUGAAUCUGAGUCCAUAUGGAGGAGAUAUCCAAUUCCAAAGUUUAAUCACACCAUGAGGCAGAAAGCAGAGACAAGGAAUCUCCAUUGGACAGACAAACUGUUGCAUAAUGGCUACCAGAAUCACAGCUUCACCCCUGAAGAAAGGUCAGAGGGAGCAUUCCUUAUGAAAAUGAUCGAAUGGCCUAAAUCACCCAACUCUUCGGUGGCAUUUCGGAAAAGCAGUGACCCAGCACAUGUUCGUUUUGUAAUUUUAAAUUCUGCAAAGAGUUUCCAUGUGGGAGACCAGUUACAAGUGAUGCUGCAGAUGAGAGAUUUUGAAGGUCACCCAAAGCGAUAUGGGGGUGACUAUCUCCAAGCUCGGAUCCACACCCCAGCUUUAAAAGCUGGUUCAGCAGGAACUGUUAUAGACAAUGAAAAUGGAUUUUACUAUAUCAAUUUUACUUUAUUUUGGCCGGGGAAAGUUGAAGUUUCUGUUUUACUGGCUCAUCCCAGUGAAGGGAUCCAAACACUUAAAAGACUACGUGAGGAACGACUAACGAGAGCAUAUUUUCAAAGUAUCUUCAAGAAUGGGAACAUUAUAGAGACUACUCAAUGUAAUCUUUAUUUGCCUCAGACUGAGCCACUCUGUAACUUUACUGAUCCCAGGACUGGGGAACCCUGGUUCUGUUACAAACCAAAGAAACUUCCCUGCUCUGCUCGUAUUAGCUCGACUGUAGCAGGAUUUCUAACACAUCUCUUCAUUGGAGAAGAGAAGCUUUAUUUCCAAAGUCAUAUCAACCUCAAGCAGCCCAUAUUACCCAGUGGCACGGGAUACAUAAUGGUAGAGCCUUCACCUCGACCAAUAAAACCUUUUACUUCUUUAAAAACCUCUCCGGGUCUUGGAAAAUGUGUCCGGGGACAGCCCGUUGUAUCACCAUCUGGUUUUUAUUAUAAGGACCAGUGGAUGUCAACGACCUGCAAUAUUUAUCACUUUGACACUCCUGCAAAAAUGACAGACUGUCUUCGUGGAAAAAAAGUUUAUCUGUUUGGAGAUUCCACUAUGCGUCAGUGGUUUGAAUAUUUAACUCAAUCCAUUCCAGGUCUGAAAACAUUGGAUCUUGGUAAUCCUAUCAAGAUUGGUCCUCAUCUUGCAGUGAAUGUGGAGAACAACAUUGUGGUAAAAUUUCGCCCUCAUGGUCUUCCCAUCCAAUUCAACACCUUUUCAAGACACCUGCGUUAUGUUUCAAAUGUACUGGAUGAAAUUAGAGGAGGAGGAAACACAGUCAUAGCCAUUACUUUAGCAGCCCAUUUCACCCCUUUUCCUGUUGAAGUCUAUAUUCGGAGAAUACAGAAUAUCAGGAGAUCAAUUCUACAGUUACUCGACAGGAGCCCGGAUACACUGGUUGUCAUAAAGACAGCCAAUGUCCGGGAACAGCCCCCACACAUCAUUAGCUCUGCCAGUGACUGGUACGCUUAUCAGUUUGAUUCAGUGAUGAGGAAGAUGUUCACAGGCAUCAACAUGGUAUUUGUUGAUGCCUGGGAGAUGACAAUAGCACAUUACCUUCCUCACUAUAUACAUCCCGGGAGAAUUAUUAUAAAGAAUGAAAUAGAUGUGUUUCUUUCACAUGUGUGCCCUUCUGCUGCAAAGAAGUUCUCAAGUAUAGCUGGGACCGUGAGUUCUGUCAUGGAGUUUGCCUCCACGUUCACAGUGGAACAGAUGGACUCUGACGUCUGCACAAUGUCCUCUGCAUCCUCCAGAAACCAUGGCAAUGCCAAGAGGCCAGUACACUAA